Messenger RNA from Durusdinium trenchii, 1682 nucleotides. The record is from the annotation of a GenBank genome assembly. NCBI's taxonomy places the organism in Eukaryota, Dinophyceae, Suessiales, Symbiodiniaceae.
AUGGCGCAGCGGUCCGGCCCCGUGGCGCCCGCGACCGGCCCUGUGGACGCGCCGGACGCGCUCCCGAGGAUGCUGCCCACGGGUUUCGACGAGCUCCUUCAGGCCAUUCACGCGGUUCAUGAUUCGAUUGCAAAUCGGCUGGACACCUUGGAGGAUGGCUUGCAUCACCUGGGCGAACAGAUGGAUCAUCGUUUCUCGGUCUCUUCCGCCGCUUCAGAAUCGCGACGCGCCAAGCGGCAGGCCAAGCAGAGUGCUGCGAAGCAAGCCUUGCAAAUGGACAUCAGCAGCCUGGUGCCUUUCCGUGCACCUCAUCGGCGCAGAACAGCCAGUGAGGACGUGAAGGACACGAAAGACAUGAAGGAUAAAGACGUGGAGAAUAAGACGUUGAAGGAGAAGAAGGAGGAGAAGAAGGCUCCUCGAAAGGAGUUGAAGCCCAUGGCCGAGGGGCGUGAGGAGCUCGAGGCAACGGGUCACAAGGUGAGUGGAACUGCUUCCCGCGGCUCUCACUCACCACCAAAGCUCUCCAGGCGAACCUCAAGUGUUGAAAUGCAACAAGUUGUGUCAGGGCGGGCCAAUCUUAGUGAUGUUUUCAAGUUGAGGGAGACGCGACUCACUGCCAACUUGUCUCCACGGAGACUUACUGCCGUGCUGCCAAUCCCUUCAGGCCAGUCCGAGUCCGACCAGCCAAGUUUGCUGGAGGAAUCCCUGGUGUUGUCUUGGUCACAGUCUUGUUGGCUGACACUCAGCCCUUUGAACAACUUGGUAUCUCGACACUUCUCAGCAGCACUGGGUUUGGUGCCGCUCUUCGGAGUGAGCUCGCUGGGCUGUACUCGAUGGUGGGCCUCACGGCUAUACCACUGGCUACUGAUCUCAUUCCUCUUCUUCCGCCUUGUCAGCAAGGGCUACGACCUCGUGCUUUGCCACAACGCGGAUCAGGCUCAUAAUCUUUGCUUUCAUCCCUGGCCCCCUUUGGCUGUGGACUUCUUUCUCAUUCUGGGCAGCUGUUUGGUUUUGCUCAGCCUGGGUGGGUUUUGGAGCUACAAGGACACUACGAGACUAGUGGCACAGAGUAUCGAAGAACUAUCGUGUUACUGUGAGAAAACCUCACUCGACAUGGCCUGGAAGAUAUGGAGCUCGUCCGAUGCCUUGCUUUUAGUGCUUGUAUGGCUUGCAUUGUUGGGUGAUGCCUCUUGCCUGGAGGCCAAGCGUGACUGGCGUGGCAUCAGCAGCCUUUUCCGGAAGACCUCACGCAGCUUCGAGCGUUGCUUAACAGCUUUAGGAUCCACAAUGGUCAUGCUCAUCUUUGCACAGCUGUAUGACUUGCAACAAGAUAGAGGAAUGGACCUGGUGGCCUCAUCAAUGUUUGUGGCCUAUCUCAUACCAGGUGUGCUGUGGACGCAUGCAUCGACAACCACCGCAUGCCGACGGCUGCCUUCGCUGGUGACUCUAUGUGAUGUGGAGGAUGAGGAACAAGACCACGACUACUUGGGUUUGGCAACAUUCUUGUCUCUGAGCGAGUGUGGCUUUUUCGUAUGGGAUACUUGUGUGACAAUGGGCCUGGUUCAGAAGCUACUCUACUUCACUUUUGCACUGGCCGGAACUGUUGGAUUCCAAACAGGAGCCGUGCAGAAGAUCCUCUUUGCCUCAGCUGAGAGUGCAUGACAGACAGAUGUAAUGCGAUG